This is a messenger RNA of Penicillium brasilianum, 366 nucleotides long. The record is from the annotation of a GenBank genome assembly. Lineage: Eukaryota; Fungi; Ascomycota; Eurotiomycetes; Eurotiales; Aspergillaceae.
AUGACAAUCGUCCACAUCGUCCUAUUCAAAUUCCAACCGGAAACCCCAGCGAUCAUCCGCGAGAGAUUCAUCACAGAAUUGAAAGCCCUAAAGAACCUACCUUGCGUUAAAAGUCAACGCCUCGUUGUCGGCGGACCCUCGAUCACGGAUCCUGCCUCGAAGAGUAAAGGAUUCCAAUACGCGCUUGUGAGCUAUCAUGAAGAUCGGGUUGCGUUGGAUGCAUAUCAAGCUAGUAGUGAGCAUGAGAGGGUGACGCAUGCCUAUUUCAUUCCUUAUCGGGAGGAUCUUGUGCGGUUUGAUUUCGAGGUUGAGGAGGGGGAUGAGCAUCUGUUAGGGUUUGCAGGAGUUUCUGGGUCUGAUAUAUGA